This is a messenger RNA of Saxophila tyrrhenica, 1452 nucleotides long. RefSeq lists its product as uncharacterized. Gene Ontology annotation, molecular function: L-amino acid transmembrane transporter activity. NCBI's taxonomy places the organism in Eukaryota, Fungi, Ascomycota, Dothideomycetes, Mycosphaerellales, Extremaceae. The transcript is spliced from 2 exons. The record is from RefSeq and is a predicted model, not a curated record. The coding region runs from base 1 to 1452 and encodes 483 amino acids. Gene Ontology annotation, biological process: amino acid transmembrane transport.
AUGGCUUCUUCUCCACCAUACGAUGAAGAGUUCAAGACUGAUCCGAAGAUCAACGUUGUCGACGACUUAGAGUCCGGCUCCGAGAAUGUCGACACAAGACGAGGCUCGAUUGUCAUCAUCCAGGAGCUGGUGGCAGAGGACCACUCCCAUGACAUCAAACUCCGGACGAUGACCUGGCAGAAGGCUGCUUGGUUGCUUUGCGGCGAGCAGGUCUGUCUCGCCAUCAUGGCUCAGACCUGGUCUCUCUCUGUCCUCGGCUGGGUCCCUGGUAUCAUUACCAUGCUGGUCGCAGGGACACUCUUCUACAUCACCUCCUUGACCAUGCACAAAUUCAUCAUGAAGCAUCCGCAAAUCAUGGACAUCUGCGACUUUGGAUACUACGCCUUCGGCAAGAGCAAGAUCGCAUACCACUUCACCGCCUUUAUGCUGCUCGCCAACAACAUCAUGCUGAUCGGCUUCCACGUCCUUACUGGCGCCAAGAUCCUGAACACCCUGUCCGACCACUCGCUCUGCACGACCGUCUUUUCCGUCAUCACGAUGCUUAUUGGCAUUAUCAUGUCCAUGCCACGAACGCUCAAGCAUGUCUCUUUCAUGAGUAUGUUCUCCGCUGCCGCCAUGGGCCUCUCCGUCCUCCUCUUCUUGGUGUUUGUCGGCAUCGAGGACCACCCUUCCUAUGGAUACUAUGGCGAGUACCCAGAAGACACAGUCAUCAACAGCGGCAAGGUCGGCACCUACGUCUUCCCGCUCGAACGUAGUGCUGGAUUCGUCGCUUGCAUGAAUGCCGUCCUCAACAUCACCUUCAUUUGGGUCCCCCAGAUCUUGUUCCCGACUUUCAUGAUUCGGCCCCAAGAUUUCCCUAAAUCUCUCGCCGUUGUGACCGUCGUUUCCGGCUUCCUCUUCGUGGUCCCACCAGCGAUCGGCUUCCACUACCUUGGCCAGUACUCCACGGCACCAGCAUUCGGAUCCCUGGGCGUCGAGACGUACAAGAAGGCUUCUUUCGCUUUCGUCAUCGUUCCAACAAUCGUCAUUGGUGUCAUCUACGCAAACGUCUCCGCCAAAUUCAUCUACGGCAAGGUUUUGCGCGGAUCACAUCACCAGCAUUCGAACACCGUCAUCGGCUGGAGCGUCUGGGCUGCGGUCAUGGCCGUCAUCUGGUUCAUCGGCUUCCUCUUCGCUGAAGUCAUCCCCAGCAUGGGCGACUUCCUCUCCCUGCUCGGCGCCGUCUUCGACUCUUUCUUCGGCUUUAUUUUCUUCGCUGUCGCCUACUACCACCUCUACAAGGGCCAGUGGUGGAACGGGGCCUUCCGAUCGAUCAUGACCGUUGUCCACAUCAUCGUCAUGUUCGUUGGUCUGUUCUUGCUGGGUCCGGGUCUAUACGCCGCGGUGUCGCAGAUUAUUAUCGAUUAUGCGUACUCCUAUUCGGCGUUCAGCUGUGCCGAUCUAUCGAUCUAA